Messenger RNA from Tachysurus fulvidraco (yellow catfish), 2091 nucleotides. RefSeq names its product L-seryl-tRNA(Sec) kinase. Lineage: Eukaryota; Metazoa; Chordata; Actinopteri; Siluriformes; Bagridae. The record is from RefSeq and is a predicted model, not a curated record. The transcript has 7 exons. Gene Ontology annotation, molecular function: kinase activity; tRNA binding. Bases 183 to 1247 code for a protein of 354 amino acids.
GGAUCAGUAAAUGUGUGUAUUUUAGUGUUUAAUGGACGUGUUUCAUUCACAUGGCCACAUAAACACAGAUGAAGUGAACUACAGUAAGGGUGAGUGAGAACACAGCCUCGGUGACGUCACACUUCCGGGUUCGGCAGGAUAUAAACACAACGCAACGUGCUGAUGGUGGUGUGUGUGUAAACAUGCAGAGCCCAGCAGGUGUGUGUGUGUGUGUUGUGUGCGGGUUACCUGCAGUGGGGAAGUCCACCGUCACACACCUGCUCUCUGAUCGCCUUCACACACUUGGGUGGAGGACUUUUAUUAUCUCAUAUGAUGAGUUAAUACCUGAGGAGGCUUUUCGCUUCAACACACCUGAGAGGGAUGAGGAUGAGGAUGAGGAUGCAUUGAAACAGGUGGGAUGGAAGCAGCACAGACAGGCCGUGUUGGAGUGUGUGGACAGUUUUCUGCAGGAUCUCGGCGCUGACAGACUUCACACACCCACAGGAGGAGGAAUAGGACGUGUGUGUGAACGCUUUCAGGAGGCCAUGAAGAAGCAGCAGAUCGUCACAGUGUCACAGAACACACACUCUGUACCUCAGAGACUCGUCCUGCUGCUCGACGACAACUUUUACUACCACAGCAUGAGAUACCAAGUGUACCAGCUCGCCCGCAAACAUUCUGUGGGCUUCUGUGAAGUUUACCUGCAUUGUCCACUAGAAGAGUGUCUCUAUAGAAACAGGGUCAGAGGUCAGCUGGUGUCAGAUGAUGUCAUUACUGUGAUGUCCAAUCGUAUGGAGCCUCCGAACACGGACAAGAAUCAGUGGGAGAAGAACAGUGUGACUGUGGACAACACACAUGUGGUCUCAAACACACAGCUACAGGAGUUGCUGCAAGUGAUUUCUUCAGCAAUAGAAAAUCCUCUGAGUCCAAUUCAGGAUGAUUCAGAACAAAGGGAGGCAGACAGACAGCUCUGUGCCUGCAGUGUGGUACAUCAGGUUGAUCAGGUGUGCAGGAGACUCGUCUCUCAGUCCAUGGUGAAGGCCAGAGCACUAACAGCGAGCGGUGACGAGCUGAAGGCUUUAGCCCGAGACCUGAGUGAGGAGAAGACUCGGUUCCUGCAGGAGCUCAGAGUUCAGCUUCUCCAGCAGCUCGGACAGGACGAGUGUGUGUGUGUGGAGCGCGUGGUCACCAUCGCCACCGACACGUUUACACGCAGAACACACGUGACCAUGGAGCGACGCGGCCUACGGUCCACUUCCUGUCAGUAAUCAGUGUGACACACAGUGACGUGUUCAGUGCUCUGUGUGUGUGUAUGUGUGUGUGUGUGUGUGUGAGAGAACAUCAACACGUCAUCAGUUCAUUCACUUUAUCGAGCUUUUAAUAAGAUUUAAAAAAAAUCCUCUAAUUAACUUUCCUUAUUCCCUAAAUUAAGAAACUAAACUAAUUAAAUUUGUUAUGAAUUACAAUAAAACCAGACACUGAAUUGUUAAUCGUUAAUAAUAUUAAAGACAGAAAAGAUCCGUGUGGACAUUCGGAUUUACUACAUUAUUUAUUUAUUUAGAAAGUAAUUCGUUCCUUUUGUUUGUUAAUUAAAAAAAAGUUUUGUCUUUAUGUAGUGAAAACAAAUGACGUCCUUCUGUAAUUGUUUGUAUUGUAUUAGAUCACGAUGUUUACAGAUCGCUCGUCUGUCGGCACACAAUCGUUCAUCGGUUCGGACCAAAUUUAAAUGUUCCAUGUUUUUAUUCUGUGAAUAAACGCUGCUGAAAUUCUCCUUUUUAAAAUGACGUCACUACAGAACUCGAGCCACAUGAUGUUUUUAAUCAGUCUGUAAAAUUCAUACCGUCAACAUUUUAAUACACAAUAAAUUCUGUAAAACUAGUCAGAAAGUCCAUCAGCUACAAAACUCCCACAAUCCUACACGAUUCUCUCUCUCUCUCGCUCACACACACACACACACACACACACGUGCGCGCACACACAAGCACACGCGCGCACACAAACAUACACACGUGCGCGCACACACAAACACACACAGUAAUUUAUAACAUGAUCACGUAACUCUACUGAGUUUUAAGAGAUUUCUGAAAUGUAAAAAUAAACAUUUAAACCUUC